Enterospora canceri is the source of this 678-nucleotide messenger RNA. Lineage: Eukaryota; Fungi; Microsporidia; Enterocytozoonidae. The record is from the annotation of a GenBank genome assembly.
AUGAACUACAGAAAUUACGAGUGUUUUGUUGCUGAGUUCAUGGCAUCACUGAUCUUUAGUAUCGUAGCCAACUUUGCCAUUGUGACAAAUGUGGCAAAUGCAGCAGUGGCAAUUGCACUUGCCAAAAUGAGCAUCGGAUACUCAUUCGAGCACCUAACACUCAGGCACGUGAAUCCAGCCGUGACGGUGGCAUGCGCCCUGAUUGGUCUCCUCCACUUCAAAUCAGCAUUUGUUUUCAUAAUAUUUCAAAUCAUUGGAUUCAUCUGUGGAAGUGGAAUAACAAGGCUGCUUUUUGGAAAGGAGUAUCUGAGGGUCUACGAGACAACACAGCCAACAAGCAGCGUCAGAAUCAUCGCAUUGGAAUUCGGUGUAUCGUUCUUGCUUGCUUUGGUCGUGAUAGAAAACCUGGUUUAUGCAAAGGGGCUAAUUCAGUACAACAGAAUGGGGACUACUAAAUCAUACAGACGCAACAAACACGCUCUACCAUUCUCAAUAGGCGCAAUAACUGGGACUGGCUCAUUCAUCUCGUCCCGUGCUGAGGGAGGCUCCUUCAAUCCCGCAUUCAUUUUUGCUACAUUUCUGGUCACCAAUAAGUACAGCUUCUUCUGGGAGUACAUGGUGGGCGACUUCCUUGGAUCAGCAGCUGGUGCAUUGGUUGUCAGACACCUUCUACAUUAG